Messenger RNA from Polyodon spathula (Mississippi paddlefish), 1785 nucleotides. RefSeq lists its product as uncharacterized. The transcript has 8 exons. Bases 42 to 644 code for a protein of 200 amino acids. The record is from RefSeq and is a predicted model, not a curated record. NCBI's taxonomy places the organism in Eukaryota, Metazoa, Chordata, Actinopteri, Acipenseriformes, Polyodontidae.
CCUGCAAGACAAACACAACCCAAAAGAGGAAGUCUAUAGAAAUGGAGACAGUAAAGGCAGCUGCUUUCUCUCAGGGGGAAAAAAAAUUCAAUCUUAUUUUCAUACAAGUAAUUCUUCUGGUUUUUAUGAAUGGCUGUGACUGCAGCAGCGUUCAAAAGGAGUCUUUGCAACUGAACUGUAGUGAUGUGAAAGAAAAUGGAUUUUAUAAGAUUUCUACGCCGAGUUCUUUUGAUAAAAGAUGGCGUGUGUCUGAUUUAUCUGAAGAGAGCUGGGUUAGCAAUGAUAAAAACAUAGCUCUAAUUUUAUUUCAUUCCGUGGCACCUGAGCCUAAUUUUACAGAAGAAGUUGUAAGAGUCAGCCCAGGAGAAAUCAUUCUUCGUCAGUGCAGGAAUGUGACUCGGACAGUCUUCUUUAAUGAAGGGCUGGUGAGUCAAUACAAUUAUGAGAUAAGAAUCGAUUUUAUACUAGUCCCUGAAGAGACUCCAUCAGUCAAAGGCGUUGGUGGAGAGACUCGCAAGAGGACUGGUUUAGUUAUGGGUGGGAUUCUUGUUAUUAUUAUAAUUGCUGGAUGCGUCUGUUUCCAGUUAAAGAGAAUAUGGAUUAACAAAAUUAAGUUGGAAAUGCAGCAUGCAACCAACGUCUGAUCAUUUGGGGAUGAGAAUCGUAAUGUAACUGAAGCGUGCAGCUUCAAAAACAUUAUAAUAUCUUCUCAAAAUAGAAAACGGUGUACAGGAGGGGAGCCAUGGACACACAACAUUCGGUCCAUGCAUCUCGCUUUGAGCGACAAAAUUAUCAAGACAUAUCGUUUUUUCUCUUAAAUAUUCGAAUGGUGUUUAAAUCGUAUGGUGGUGGGUAAAACAAGAUUGAUUUAUAUGCAGUGCUGCAUGUUUGCAAAAAGAGGGCAGAAAGCUAAUCUGGCAGCAUGCGAACGAUGUUUAUAGUAUCUUGUGUCUGACGGUAGAACAGAGUGGACUGUAUUGAAUGUGACUGCAGUGAUCAAGGCUAAAUUUCUUGUAGCAGUCAUAUUCAUUAUUCUUUCUUUCUAUAUAUAUUUUUAAAUAACAAUAAUUGCAAAUAAUGUAAAAUUGCCGUGGAGGCAAUUUUGUAUUUAUUUAUUUAUUAUUAUAAACGUUCGUGCCCUGUAAUUAUAUUAAUAACCACAGCGCUCCUUGGACGUUUUUGGAGUAUUCUGUUUCUAUAACAAGAGCAGGUUUAACCCUAUAUUAGACUAUUCACAGAACACCCUGUAAAGUUUACAAGAAACCACCUUUUUGUUGUUUUUUUUUCAUAAAGUAGAUAGACAAAGUGCUUUGUCUUUGCUGCCCUGUGUUGUGUGUUAUAUUUUUAAACAUAUUGCCAGACUUGGAAAUGUUUAAUCACACAUCGUGGGUCACAAAUUAACCAGAGAAUUCAUUUCUCUACAUUUAUUUCUCAACAUAAUUUCUCUCCUAAGGAUCGCGGUGCAUUCAGAUCACGUUCCCUCCUGCAACAGCGCUGGUUUUCAGUUCCUACAAUACACCACUGACUUCAGUCAGGGGGAAGGGUGAACUGGGUACACCGCGAUGCUUAGAAGAGAGCUUUUGUCAAGGUGAAUGUCGUUGGGACGAUUCGCCCCCGCCAUCCUGACCUUGGAUUUGAAUGAACAAAAAAUAGAUUCCUAAAAAGUGAUUCUAAAAAAAUAUAUAUAUUGAAUAUAAAAAACAUAUCUUCAAAGCUAGACCGCUCAUCGCUUGUUGUAUUAACAGUUUGCACCCAGUGUGCCACAAUGAUGUUCUACCAAAUACA